AUGUGGUCCUUCAUAAGAGCCCAGAGGGUCCUACCAGGAGCCCUCCCCAAGACCUUGCGUCUCUACCAGCCACAGCGACAUCGCACAAUGGCUACCACUCUCCCUGCCACGUCCUCCACCUCCCAAAACGUCGUUCUCCCCGACAUCCCGGAGCUCUUCAAUGAGAAUUUCUUGGAUGUCCUUCUCCCUAGCCAGGGCGAAAUCCGGAUGGAGACCGACUCCGAAUCGCCAACCAUCGUCGAGACCCCCAAAAACGCCUUGAUGGAAGCGCUCAAGGGGACCACAAACCAAACCCUCACUGCCAACCUUGCACCGGCUCUGCGCUCGACCCUUUCUUCCACCUUGGACGCGUUCAACCAAGUCGACGCGCAUGCUCGUGGAGAGACCAUCAAAGACCAUUUGAGCAAGGCAUGGGCUGAAGAUCCUCAGCUCACUCUCAGGAUCAUCUGGUGCCUCCGUAGCAUCCCCGACGGCAAGGGAAGCAAGGAGGGCUUCUACCGUGCGUACGCCUGGCUGUUGGACAACCAUCCCCGCACCGCCAUCGUCAAUCUGCGUCUUCUGGUCGAGCCAGUCUCGCUCAAGAAGAAGACCAACACCAGCAUCUCCCACGGGUAUUGGAAGGACCUCCUCAACAUCGUGGCCAUCGCUGCAUGUGGUGACCUUUCUCCAGACGUCAUCCAUCCAGGAUUCCUGUAUCCUCCCAGGCAACACUGGUCCUACAAGCGAAAGAAGGAGCAGAAGACUGGGACACCUGAAGAGCGGAUCGCCGCCCACCUUGCGAAGAACGUCGAAAAGAAAGAGGAGGCGAAGGUGAAGCGUGCUGAGAAGCUGGCUCAGUCUCACGAACGUCUCACUGCUCGUUUGGCUGACCCCAAGUUCCGCGCCCUCUACAUCGCUGUCGCUCGACUCUUCUCUUCCCGUCUUGAACAGGACAUGGAUAUCCUCACCAAGGUCGCCAGUCUUCCCAAGGGUAAAAGCCCUGUCCCGUUGCUGAAGACGAUGUCCUUAGCCGGCAAGUGGGCACCCACUCCGGCUCUUGCGCACGACAAGGUCACCAACAUGUCCUCGGCCAUCGCACUCUUACUUUCCAGAUCCCAGCUCUCUUCUCACUUCCCCAAAGCGCUGAGCGAUCCAUCUCUCCCUCCUCGAGACAAGUUCCUCAUCCUCCGUUCCUUCUACCAGCGUUGGGUCCUCCGCCCGCUCCGUGAAGCCAUCCAAUGUCCGGAACCCCUCAUGUCCAGCAACCGGUGGAACGAGAUUCGCUACACGCGUGUUCCCUCGAUCGCUAUGAAGAAUAACACCGAACACUUCUUCAGACACGAUCCCGAUCGGUUCCAGGAGUACCUCAUUUCGGUCGAGAAGGGCAAGAAGUCGAUCAGCGGUGCCACCCUCAUGCCCCACGAACUCACCAGCGCCAUCUACCACAACGGACUUCUCCUUCGCUCCGACGGAUCCGACUCCAAGCCCGCCAAGUACCCAGCUCUGCAGGAGUUCAAGAAGUCGCUGGCAGAGACGGAGUUGAGGGUUGCCGAGGCGCAGUGGAAGACUCUCAUCGAGACCCUCAAGGCGAACGGCAAAUUGGACAACUGUCUCGCCGUGUGCGACGUCUCCGGUUCGAUGGGCUCUCUCCAUUCCAAGGUCAGCAGGACCAACCCCGCCCCAAUUCAUGUCGCCGUCGCGCUCUCCCUUGUCCUCGCUUCACUCGCCAAACCACCCUUCAACGGCGGCUUCAUCACGUUCUCGCAGAACCCGCAGUUCGUCCAGUUGGAUCUGGAGAACAAGUCGCUUUGUGAGACGAUUUUGGAGAUGGAGAGGGCGGAUUGGGGUAUGAACACGGAUCUGAACGCGGUGUUCCUAAGGCUGCUCCUCCCCCUUGCGAAGAAGAACAAUCUCAAGCAAGAGGAUAUGGUCAAGCGUCUCUUCAUCUUCUCCGACAUGCAGUUUGACGAAGCGGGAAGUCAGGGAUACGGGAACGUCAUGACGGCUGCGAACUGGGAGACCAACUAUGACGCGAUCGCAAAGGCGUAUGAGGAGGCUGGGUACGAGGUGCCGCAGAUUGUGUACUGGGACUUGAAUGCUAGCGGUCAGAAGACGGUGGAGGUGACUGCUGAGAGGAAGGGGGUUGCGAUGAUGAACGGGUUCUCGCCGGCGUUGUUGAAGGUGUUCAUGGGCGAGGAGAACGACGAUGAGGAUGCGGAGGAUUGGGAGAAGGUUGGGAAGGAGGGCCAGGAGAAGGAGAAGGAGGACGAGUUCAAUCCUCUGAAUGUGAUGAAGAAGGCGUUGAUGAGGAAGAGUUUUGAGGGGCUGGUUGUUGUUGAUUGAGGUCGCCGUUCGUCGCGUUUUCGGUUUCUUUUCAUUCUUGCAUCUCAUCUCAUUCGCU
Molecule: messenger RNA, 2380 nt
Organism: Coprinopsis cinerea okayama7#130
Lineage: Eukaryota; Fungi; Basidiomycota; Agaricomycetes; Agaricales; Psathyrellaceae
Exons: 1
Coding region: 1-2322 (773 amino acids)
Source: RefSeq, a predicted model, not a curated record